Molecule: messenger RNA, 1305 nt
Organism: Paramisgurnus dabryanus
Lineage: Eukaryota; Metazoa; Chordata; Actinopteri; Cypriniformes; Cobitidae
Product: paraneoplastic antigen Ma2-like
Molecular function (GO): zinc ion binding; nucleic acid binding
Source: RefSeq, a predicted model, not a curated record
AUGAUAGUGUACAAUGUGCUUGAUACAGUUCAAGGUAUGGGUAAAUGCAAAGUGCGUGGCCGUCAUGCUGAUCCGACUAAGCGCCAGCAUUUUGUUUUGAUUGAAACUGCUAGGAAGGUUUCUGAGAUAUCUCUUUCUGCUGAAAUUGGAGGAUCUGAUGUAGGUACUUGGUAUACACAGGUUGUUAAUGUCACAACUCAAGCACCUGAACAAAAUAGGGAGGGUGAGUUCCAUACUAAACUGUUUUCUUUCCUAGAGAAAGAGGGUAAAUCUUUAGCUGAUGUUCAGAGUAUGGUUUCUCCUUCACUUAGCCUGAGCACUGAGCUUGUUGGUGCUAUUAACUCUUUGGUGCAGAAGUGUAAUGUGGCUACACCUGCUGAAGUCCCAGGUUAUAGGAAACUGCGUACAUUUUCCGGGGUGACACCCACACCCAGUGGUGAGGAUGAGUAUGAAGCAUGGGCUGAACAGACCACUCAUAUUCUUGAAGAGUGGCAGUGUUCUGACAACAUAAAGAAACAAAGACUUGUUGAGUGUCUUAGGGGCCCUGCAGCCGAUAUAGUGAGGUUUGAAAAGAUUGCAAAUCCAACAGCUUCCUCUAGUGAUUAUCUCAGUGCUUUGGAGACAGCCUUUGGUACCACAGAAAGUGCUGCAGAUCUGAUGGUGAGGUUUAGGAGUACUUUUCAGAACGAGGGUGAAAAACUCUCAGCAUACAUAUUGAGGUUGGAUAAAUUGCUACACAGUGUGUUACGCAAAAGAGGCAUUAUGAUCUCUGAAAUGAAUCAGCUUCGUAUGCAGCAGAUAAUCAGAGGAGCACUUCCAACUGACAUGGUAGCUUUACGGUUCAGGAUGAUACACAAGCUAUGUGACCCACUUUCUUUCACAGAUCUUUUGAAGGAGGUCAGAGAAGAAGAGAACAUGAUGCACAGCAGGAACUCAGUUCAGGCCAACGUUGCUGUGUCUGCUGCAUCCUCUGUCAAGAGUGAGACCUCUACUAAAGCAAAUCCUACUGAGUCUGAGAUUGAGAGACUAAAGAAGGAAGUUAGGGGGUUAAAGAGUGAGAUGUCUCGUUUAUUGACUGCGACAACUGAAACUGUGAUUCAUGGUCCUUCUGAAAAUCAUAGCUCAGCAACUGGUGAGCGACGACCAACAAACAGAGCAGGUGGUAGCACAAGCUAUUUCUGCUAUAGGUGUGGCGAAGACGGGCACCUGAAGCGGGAUUGUGUUAAUGAGGAAAACUUGAGAAAAGUGAACGAACGCCUCAUCAAACUCAAGCGGCCGACGGGAAACUUCUCCGGGGCUCGGUAG